AUGGUUGGUAUUGACGCAAAAAAUAAAAAUAUUCUUGAUACGAGUUAUAUUUGUUCCGUUUGUCCAUUGAUAUUACGAAAUCCAAUUCAAUUAGCAGGCUGUGGUCAUCGACAGUGUCAAUCAUGUCUUGAAUCUCAACAUGGAACAACAAUCAAAUGUCCACAAUGUUUAACAGUAACAUCACAAAACCAAAUUCAUCAUUGUAAUUUAUCAAAUCAUUAUUUGAGUGAACAACAUCUGAAUUCAUUAAUGAAAAUUUUUCAUCAAAUGAAAUUACAACUAGACAAUGUGAGAAAGGCAUCAACUCAAAUGAACAUUGAUCCUUCUCAAUCAACAACAGUUGUAGCUGCUGAUUCGAGUACAGUUCUUUUUCAAGAGUUAUGUGAAAUACUCGAUAUUUCAUCAGAUGAUUUAAACAUAUUGAAUAAUGAUGCACAAGAACGACUUAAUAAUGUAUUACUUCAAUGUCAAACAUUUCCAACAUUGACACUAAACUUUUUACAAUCUAAAUUGUCUAUACAAGAAAGCAAUAAUGACUCAAAUGGAUUCACCAUCAAUCACGAGAUUAUUAAAGAGAAUUUAACAUCAUGGAAGAAAACAAUUGAAAAUUCGCAAUAUAUAUCAUAUGACGGAACAUUUAUAUGGAAAAUUACAAAUGUUAAAAAACAAAUGGUUGAAGCAGAAUCUGGACGACAAAUAUCAAUUUAUUCGCCUCCAUUUUAUUCAUCUCUAAAUGGUUAUAAAAUGCGAGCUCGUCUUUAUUUAAAUGGUGAUGCAAAUGCUCGUCAUACACACAUGUCACUCUUUUUUGUGCUUAUGCGAGAUUUGAAUGAUCCAAUUCUUAAAUUUCCAUUCAACUAUAAAGUCACAUUUUGUUUAUACGAUCAAACGCCUGCACAACGACAUAUUAUCGAUUCAUUUCGACCAGACAUUAAAUCAGGUAGCUUUCAGCGACCUCAAUCGGAUAUGAAUAUAGUCAGUGGUAUACCGAAAUUUUUCCCGUUGGAAGUAAUUCAACAGGAGGGGAAUCCGUAUGUGCGAGGCGACACAAUGUUCAUCAAACUUAUGGUUGAUUUUAAUGAUAUACCGACAACAUUAUUGCCCUAUGCAAUGAGUCUUAAUCCAGGAUUACCAAUACAUGUUCAGCAAAUGAUGAUCGAGCAAGAAGUGAAACGAAGAUCGGAACAACAACCUUAA
Molecule: messenger RNA, 1197 nt
Organism: Rotaria sp. Silwood2
Lineage: Eukaryota; Metazoa; Rotifera; Eurotatoria; Philodinida; Philodinidae
Source: the annotation of a GenBank genome assembly